Molecule: messenger RNA, 1294 nt
Organism: Trifolium pratense (red clover)
Lineage: Eukaryota; Viridiplantae; Streptophyta; Magnoliopsida; Fabales; Fabaceae
Product: mitochondrial outer membrane protein porin 2
Exons: 6
Coding region: 192-1022 (276 amino acids)
Biological process (GO): monoatomic anion transmembrane transport
Cellular component (GO): mitochondrial outer membrane
Molecular function (GO): voltage-gated monoatomic anion channel activity
Source: RefSeq, a predicted model, not a curated record
AACUGCUUCUAACCAUCCACAUUCACAUUUUUUAAUUUUUUUACAUUUUAAAUAAAAUUGUGAAAAAAAAUAAAAUUCGCCAUUUUCCUCUCCACACCCUGUUUCGUGAAGCACAGUUCAUCAAUCAAGAUCUCUCUCUCUCUUUCUCUCUCUAACAUUCUCUCUCUCUCUCUCUCUCUCCAAAAUCCAAGAUGAGCAAGGGACCGGGUCUCUACUCCGAUAUCGGCAAGAAAGCCAGAGAUCUUUUGACAAAGGACUAUAACUCCGAUCAGAAACUCACCGUUUCAUCUUACAGCACCACUGGAGUGGCCCUCACUUCAACUGCUGUGAAGAAAGGAGGACUCUCAACUGGGGAUGUGGCAGCAGUGUACAAGUAUAAGAACACCCUUAUUGAUGUCAAACUUGACACAGCAUCAAUUAUCAACACAACCCUCACAUUCACUGACCUUUUUCCAUCCACAAAGACUAUAGCUUCAUUUAUGCUGCCUGAUUAUAGCUCUGGCAAGUUAGAGAUUCAAUACUUCCACCCCCAUGCUACCUUAACCUCAGUUGCUGCACUGAAGCAAAACCCUAUUGUUGAUGUUUCUGCCACUGUUGGUACCCCAACCGUUGCAUUUGGUGCUGAGGCAGGCUAUGAUACUAAAUCUGGCAGUUUUACUAAAUACAAUACUGGGAUUAGUUUCACGAGACUUGAUUCAUCUGCUUCAGUAGUCAUUGGCGACAAGUGUGACAGCAUUAAAGUAACAUACCUCCACCAUCUAGACCAACUCAAGAAGAGUGCUGCUGUUAUCGACGUUACCAGAAAGUUCUCAACAAAUCAGAAUACUAUAACGGUUGGAGGGUCUUUUGCUGUUGAUCCGCUGACACAAGUCAAAGCAAGGUUCAACAAUUACGGAAAACUUGGGGGACUGCUACAGCACGAGAUCUUUCCAAAGUCAGUGCUGACUAUUUCUGGUGAGGUUGAUACCAAGGCCCUGGAUAAAAAUCCCAAGUUUGGGUUGGCCAUUUCUCUCAAACCUUGAAGUUUUCCUUAAUUUUUGAAACGUGUGAUUGGAACUCUAAACUCUAUUCAAUAUUUUUUUGGUGGCCCUUGAAGGGAGGGCAGAAUAAUAAGUUCCACAUCCACAGAUGAGCGUUUCUAGGUUCUUUCUGAAUGGAUGAAUCAUUUCAAUAACUUGAAUCCGCCUAUGGCUUCUGUUUCCCAUUUUUUAUUAAAUUUUCUGCUUUUCCUUCUUACAUUGUAGUAAACAUUCUGAUAUAUGGAAGUCUUGUUAUCUGGGAGGAUUCAUAUCAA